AUGGAUAUUAUUUUUCAAUUACCACCUGAACUUCAAGUUGAAAUCAUCGAUCAUUUAGAUUUUGCAACCCUCCAUCAAUUGAUGCGAACAAAUCUACAACACAUAGCUGUUGAAUCAUUUCAUAGAGUCUACAAAAGACCAGAGUUCUCUUCUGGAAGAGAAAUAACUAUCUAUAAAGCCACUACUGGCAACAGAGCAGCGGUCACUUUAAUGCUUGAAUUGGUUAAAACCGAUCUAGAUUUACUGUUUGAAUUGGUUUUCAAGCCUCACGAUACACCCGAGGGACAAUUGGUUACAGUCAGAUUCACAGAGCCACUAGAAAUUCGUCAGUUUGAUCAAUGGAUGGAAAAACACAAUCUCAGAAUGGAAUUCAAUAUCGAAAUCAACAUGGAAUCAUACAGAUAUGAACCAUUUGCCAAAUACGUAUUGUAUGGCGCACCAAUUGUUCAAAGAUAUGCCAUACUUAAUGACAACAUUUACAAGGAAACCAUUAUUUGUAAGCUUGUCCGAUUUCCUUACCCAUUGAAUCCUGGUCAUUGUGAAAUUCAAUAUAUUAAAAUCUUGAAGAAAUUGAAACUAGAUGACAUGGAUCAAGGAAUUUGGGAAUGGGCAGUCAUAUCUAAUGAAGAUAGGAGACACAAUCUUGCAAGAACUUUUGAUCUUGCCAAUGCCAUUGAAACCGAUGAAAUGGUGUAUUGUAACAUUUCAUCUCGUAUGAGACGUAUCAAAUUGAUCGAACCCGUUGCCGAACAAUGGAGAAUAUUGGAUAUCGAUGAUUCUUGUAAAGAAACCUGGCUAACCAAAGACGGUGAAUUCAUUCCUACUGUCACUUACCAUCAUUUCUAG
Yamadazyma jaroonii is the source of this 846-nucleotide messenger RNA. NCBI's taxonomy places the organism in Eukaryota, Fungi, Ascomycota, Pichiomycetes, Serinales, Debaryomycetaceae. The record is from the annotation of a GenBank genome assembly.